AUGGGCUGGUUACCCUGGUCUUCCGGCGAGUCAAAGAAGAAUGAAGCCUCCGACGGCGGCCGCAUUGCCCCAGACCGAACAAGUCGCGCACGCUGCUGGGAAAGCCGGGAUUUAUUCUUUGCUUGUUUAGACAAGAAUGAUAUCCUGGAUGGAAUCAAGGAGGACAAGAAGGCGCGACAGAAGUGUGCGAAAGAGGUCGAGGAGUUUGAGGCUGCUUGUUCACAGAGCUGGGUGAAAUACUUCAAGGAGAAGCGCGUGAUGGAAUACAACCGGGAUAAGACGAUCGAGCGGAUUCAGAAGGAGGACGCGGCCAAGGUGAAGGAAUUGAAGUCGCAGGGCUGGGGAUCUAAGUAA
Messenger RNA from Penicillium arizonense, 354 nucleotides. Its product is annotated as cytochrome c oxidase subunit 6B family protein. NCBI's taxonomy places the organism in Eukaryota, Fungi, Ascomycota, Eurotiomycetes, Eurotiales, Aspergillaceae. Gene Ontology annotation, biological process: mitochondrial respiratory chain complex IV assembly. The transcript has 2 exons. Gene Ontology annotation, cellular component: mitochondrion; respiratory chain complex IV; mitochondrial intermembrane space. The record is from RefSeq and is a predicted model, not a curated record. Bases 1 to 354 code for a protein of 117 amino acids.